Molecule: messenger RNA, 1141 nt
Organism: Trichogramma pretiosum
Lineage: Eukaryota; Metazoa; Arthropoda; Insecta; Hymenoptera; Trichogrammatidae
Product: kallikrein-8-like
Exons: 4
Coding region: 1-966 (321 amino acids)
Biological process (GO): proteolysis
Molecular function (GO): serine-type endopeptidase activity
Source: RefSeq, a predicted model, not a curated record
AUGAGUCAUUUAAACGGCAGCUUCUUAAUCUUCGUAGUUUUCACAGCUCUGACGACGGUCACAGGUAUAUUUGUGAACAGUGGUCAUCGAGCAUAUCGUGGUCAAUUCAAGUAUCAAGUGGCUCUGACGAACGCACAGUCGGAGCGCGUAUUGUGCGGCGGAGGCAUUAUCGCUCCAUCGUUCAUCAUCACAGCUGCUCAUUGCGUGUGCGAUAGGAAAAACCGCAUCAGAUCGGGCAAACUGUUUGUCGUAGUCGGAGCGACUGAUUUCGCAGAUCUGCACGAGCAAAGGAUCCAAGUGCAGGUUACGAAGAUUUACUUACCGAAGAAAUACACGAACGUCAACCCUCAUCCGGGUCAAGAAUUCCUACCCAAAGCAGACAUCGCCGUGCUCAAGCUGAAAAAUGCCUUGGACCUAGAACCCAAAAUAUUUCAACUGGCAGAGGCUCUAAGCUUUGGGAGCACGUCGUCGGAUUGGGUGAACGCGAUGGCAACGAUCGCCGGCUACGGCUUGUACGACAUCGACUGGGAAAACAUCAAAGUCGAUGCGGCCAGCAACGAGAUCCUACAGUACGGCUCGACGUCCUACAACUCGUUGCGUUGGAUCAAAACUCGAGUGCUGAGUAACGACAUUUGCAGGGAAAAGUACAAUGUGCCCGUGAAGCCCGAGCAAGUGUGCGCUAUAGCUCUCAGCGAUUUGGAGGACGUCGAUGCUCACUGCACACGAGGCAUAUGUCACGGUGACAGCGGCAGUCCACUGGUCGUUGAAGAGCGCAUCGCUGUUGGCGUUGCCUGUACAGGUUCAAAACUCUACAACAAAAAUAUCAAUUUGGGCGUUUACACGAGAAUCUCGUCCUACGCCGACUUUAUCCGCAAGGCCAUGGACAACGAGAAAUCCGUGGAUAUACGGGAAGCCACUUGGAUGACCGGAAAUAUGUUUCGGGACGAGGGUUUCGAGGAGGCAUAAUUUUCCAGCUGCCGAAUAGAAAAUGCCCUGCCGAGCGAGGCCGUCAACUUUCCAAUGAUAUUUGUAACAACGGAGCGGGGUAAACAACGCGAGUCAUUCUGCGCGGCAUCGGUAUAAAUUAUACAUCGUACUACACGCGUGUACUUAUUGCGAUCAAAUACACGAGAUACGCUGA